Amphimedon queenslandica is the source of this 770-nucleotide messenger RNA. RefSeq names its product U8 snoRNA-decapping enzyme-like. The transcript has 3 exons. Gene Ontology annotation, molecular function: snoRNA binding; phosphodiesterase decapping endonuclease activity. Lineage: Eukaryota; Metazoa; Porifera; Demospongiae; Haplosclerida; Niphatidae. Gene Ontology annotation, cellular component: nucleus. The record is from RefSeq and is a predicted model, not a curated record. The coding region runs from base 25 to 651 and encodes 208 amino acids. Gene Ontology annotation, biological process: sno(s)RNA catabolic process; mRNA catabolic process.
GGUAUCCGAUAUCAAGAAUCCAAGAUGGAGCCCUAUAAGUUGAUAACCAAAGAGGAAAUAGCCGCCCUACCAAAGGACCUCAAGCAAUGCAGACACUGUGCACACGCCAUGAUAUACGCAAAAUUACCAGAGAAACUCUUUGGCAGGUAUGACAAGAGAUAUGCAAUACUGAUGCAGAUGAGGUUUGAUGGUACAUUGGGUUUCUCGGGUGGUAUGGUAGAUGAGGGAGAGACGGUUGAAGAGGCAUGCACACGCGAGUGUUCGGAAGAGCUAGGGGUGUCACCAGCAGACCUGACCAUCACACAGGACGACCAUGUCACCACUCAUUAUUCCGAUAAAACUCACUUUUGUCUUCAUUUCUUUGCGAAAGAAGUCUCGCUGGAGCUCUUCCACGAGAUAGAAAAGAAAGCAACUUCUUCAAAAGACUGGGGAGAUGAAGUUCUUGGUAUAGUAAGAUGUCCGCUUCAUACACUACCGAAUGGUUUAGGUUUUCCUGCUUUUCUACGUCACAGCUUCAUAGGUAAUUCAAAGGUGCAGCUAUUGACUAGUAUCAGAGAGAGAGGGCUACUCACUGAAGAAGAGGUUCAAACUGCUUUAAAAACAGCUGGACUUGUCGACUGUGUAGUCACCAAUGACAACACUGAUUAUUAAUGCUCUGAUAAUUAUAAUUGUCAUUUUAUAAUACAUGAACUUUAUUUAUUAAUAUUUAAUUAAUGGCUAUUAAAUUAAUUCAUAAAAUAAAUUUUAUCGACACAAUGAUAGGAAAAUAA